This is a messenger RNA of Emys orbicularis (European pond turtle), 1590 nucleotides long. RefSeq names its product high-affinity choline transporter 1-like. Bases 1 to 1590 code for a protein of 529 amino acids. The transcript is spliced from 8 exons. Gene Ontology annotation, cellular component: plasma membrane. NCBI's taxonomy places the organism in Eukaryota, Metazoa, Chordata, Testudines, Emydidae. Gene Ontology annotation, molecular function: choline:sodium symporter activity. Gene Ontology annotation, biological process: choline transport; acetylcholine biosynthetic process; transmembrane transport. The record is from RefSeq and is a predicted model, not a curated record.
AUGGCUCUGAAUAUACCUGGCUUGGUAGCUUUGAUUGUGUUUUAUGCAAUAACUUUAGCCAUUGGAAUUUGGGCUUCUUGGAAAAGCAAAAAGUACCAGAAGAAAGGGAAACCAAGUGAGAUGAUCAUAGUGGGGGGCAGGAACAUGAAUUUUUUCAUUGGAUUAUUCACUGCAACUGCAACGUGGGUCGGAGGAGCAUAUAUCAAUGGUACAGCUGAAACUGUCUAUCUUCCCACAAGAGGACUAGUGUGGGUCCAGGCACCAAUAGGAUUUGCUUUGUCCCUUGUUAUUGGUGGCCUCUUCUUUGUAAAUCCAAUGAGAUCCAAAAAUUAUGUGACAAUGAUGGAUCCUCUCCAAGAAACAUAUGGGAACAUGAUUGGAAGCCUUCUCUUUAUUCCACCAUUAAUAGGAGAUAUAUUCUGGUUUGCAGCUAUUCUUGCUUCAUUAGGGGCAACAAUGAGGGUCAUUUUGGAUAUCAGAGGCUAUUUGGCCAUCAUCAUAUCGGCAUGCACUGUUAUACUCUACACUUUACUGGGAGGGCUGUACUCAGUUGCAUACACAGAUGUGAUACAGCUGAUUUUUAUUAUGCUCAGCCUGUGGAUCUGUGUCCCAUUUGCCCUGCUCAACUCUGCAACAGAAAGCAUUUAUUACACUGCUGCUCAGGAAUCCUACCAAGCCCCUUGGAUUGGGCAAGUACAAACAGAAUAUCUUGGACGGUGGCUGGAUGACUUCUUAUAUCUGGUUCUUGGUAGUAUCCCGUGGCAAACUUAUUUCCAACGAGUUCUCUCAGCGUCCUCACCAAGACAAGCAAGGCUCAUUUCCUAUCUCUCUGGACUGGGGAGCUUUUUAAUGGCCAUCCCCUCUGUGCUCAUAGGGGCCGUAGCAGCAUCCACAGACUGGAACCAGACGAGCUAUGGUCUUCCAACACCAGUGGAGAGAGGAGAGUCAGCUAUGAUACUGCCAUUAGUGCUGCAUUAUCUCUGCCCGGCCUACAUUUCCAUUGGCGGCUUGGGAGCUAUCGCUGCUGCCGUCAUGUCUUCUGCAGAUUCAGCCCUUCUCUCUGCCAGCUCUAUGUUUGCACACAACAUCUACAGAAAAAUUCUUAGGAAACAGGCUACGGAGAAAGAAGUUGUCUGUAUAAUGAGGGUCUCCAUGGUGGUUUUGGGGACAGCAGCUGCAGGCCUUGCUUUUUAUUCCCAUUCUAUUUAUGAUCUGUGGUUCCUGAGUGGCGAGCUGGUGUACGCCCUUCUCUUUCCCCAGCUCUGCUGCGUCCUCUUCAUUCCCAACACCAACACAUAUGGGUCAGCUGCUGGAUUCCUCUUCGGGUUCCUGUUAAGGCUGUUGGCAGGGGAGCCUUCCCUGAAAAUCCCCCCUGUAAUCCACUACCCAGGCUGCUCCCUUGUGGACGGGGUCUACGUUCAGCUGUUCCCUUUUAAAACCUUCACCAUGCUUCUCACUUUGGGGACUAUCGUCGCUGUUUCAUACCUGGUGGCGUUUUUGUUUAAGAGAAACAUCCUCCCUCGCAGAUGGGAUGUUUGCAGUGUAAUAGAAGAAAAUAGUGCAUUCACCCACCCGCCCUGCGCCAGAUAG